AUGGAUCCCAUACAUCGUCGAGAUGCCAAGCUCAAGCAGUAUGGCUUCACGGACCGGCAAUCUCUGGCACGCAUGACGAAUACCGAGGCUCAAGAGAUCAUGGAGUACAUGUCUGAGUUGGAGUUUCCCAAGAUCUAUCAUACCAGUAUACAAUUUGCGUUGUUCAAAACCUACGGCAUCCCAACCAUCUCCGGCCUCCUCGCCGCAACCAAAGAAUUCAGCACCCCCGAGAACGCCGGCAAGCGCUGCGCCGACACGGGGAUCCUGAUCCAGGAUUUUUCGGGCCACCACCCCAAAUCCGCACGCGUGAUCAAGGCCCUGGCACGCAUGAGCUACAUCCACUCCUGCUACCAGAAAGCCGGCAAGAUCUCCAACUCGGACCUGCUCUACACGCUCAGCGUGUUCGUGACGGAGCCCAUCGCGUGGGUGGCGAGGUACGAGUGGAGGGCGAUGACGCCGAUGCACUGUUGGUUGACGAAAAUAAAUGUAGAACGAUGA
Molecule: messenger RNA, 498 nt
Organism: Drepanopeziza brunnea f. sp. 'multigermtubi' MB_m1
Lineage: Eukaryota; Fungi; Ascomycota; Leotiomycetes; Helotiales; Drepanopezizaceae
Source: RefSeq, a predicted model, not a curated record